AUGGGUCCCAUUACUUCUGGGAGCAAGGCCAAAAAGCUUGCGGCUGGUCCGGAACUAGCAGCUCUGCUACCACAAGACCCCAAACCAUGGUAUCUCACGAGGCAUCUGUUGAUGUUGAACCUCGUGCUUAUGGUUCCUCUCUUCUCAACAGCCAGCAUUGGCUAUGAUGGCUCAAUGAUGAACGGUCUCCAAUCUCUCCUCAUCUGGCGCGCCUACUUCAAGCACCCAACAGCCUCCAUCCUCGGCACCAUGAACGCCGUCUACCCCAUCGGAAAGUUCUUUGGUGUAUUCUUUACCGCGUGGAUGGGUGAUCGAUACGGCCGCAAAUUGCCAAUGUGCAUCGGCUUCCUGCUGCUCAUCCUUGGCGCUGGUCUUCAAGGCGGUGCAAAGAACGUAGCUAUGUUCAUCAUCGCACGAUUGAUCUUGGGCUUCGGGACUGCAUUUGUAGCACAGCCGAGUCCAAUUUUGAUUGCCGAACUAGCCUAUCCGCUGCAUCGAGGCAGAAUCACGGCUAUCUACUACAGUACUUACUACGUCGGCGGCAUUAUCGCAGCAUGGGGCACAUAUGGCACAUCCCACCUCCACACUCAGUACUCCUGGCGCAUCCCCUCGUACAUCCAAGGUGCCCUCCCGGUCAUCCAACUCCUCUUCCUCUACUUCGUCCCAGAGUCACCUCGCUGGCUCAUUGCCAAAGGCCGCCAUGCCGAAGCCCACGCCAUUCUCUCCAAAUACCACGCGGGUGGCGACACCGCCUCGCCCCUCGUCGCCUUCGAGCUCGCCGAGAUGGAAGGCUCCAUCCAAACCGAGCGGACCGUCACCUCCGAAACCAACUACCUCGACCUCUUCCGCACGGCGCCAAACCGCCGCCGGACGCUCAUCGCCAUGAUCGUCGGCUUCUACGGCACCUGGUCCGGCAUCGCCAUCAUUGCCUACUACCUCACCCUUGUGCUUGACACCAUCGGCAUCACCGACACGUCCAGCCAAGUCCUCAUCAACGGCCUGACCCAAGUCUUCAACCUGCUCAUGUCCAUCACCAGCGCGCUCCUCAUCGACCGCAUCGGCCGCCGCCCGCUCUGGCUCGUCGCCGUUGCCGGCAUGCUGUGCUCCUACAUCGCCUGGACCGCGCUCUCGGCCUCCUUCGCGCACACGCACGACGCCGCCACCGGCCGCGCCGUGCUCGGCUUCAUCUUCCUCUACAAGCUCUUCUACGACGGCAGCUUCUCGCCCAUGCUGCUCGCGUACCCGAUCGAGAUUUUUCCGUACACGCUCAGGGGCAGGGGGGUCACGGUGAGUAUUGCGACGAAUCAGGUCGCGUUGAUUGUGAGCCAGUUUGUGAAUCCGGUUGCGUUGACCAGGAUUGGGUGGAGGUACUAUAUUGUGUUUUGUGUGCUGUUGGCGGUGUUUUGGGGGCUGGUGUGGUUUUUGUUUCCCGAGACCAAGGGGAGGAGUUUGGAGGAAAUUGCGGAGGUGUUUGAUGGGAGGGGGAUUUCGGUGGGAAGCUGGAGGAGGACAGGGAUGAGGAGGAGGAGGAGGAGGGUGGGAAGGGGGUGGAGUUUAGGCAGGAGGUUGUAA
This is a messenger RNA of Mytilinidion resinicola, 1572 nucleotides long. Its product is annotated as lactose permease. The transcript is spliced from 5 exons. Bases 1 to 1572 code for a protein of 523 amino acids. Gene Ontology annotation, biological process: transmembrane transport; carbohydrate transport. The record is from RefSeq and is a predicted model, not a curated record. Gene Ontology annotation, molecular function: carbohydrate:proton symporter activity. Gene Ontology annotation, cellular component: membrane. NCBI's taxonomy places the organism in Eukaryota, Fungi, Ascomycota, Dothideomycetes, Mytilinidiales, Mytilinidiaceae.